Molecule: messenger RNA, 544 nt
Organism: Ornithodoros turicata
Lineage: Eukaryota; Metazoa; Arthropoda; Arachnida; Ixodida; Argasidae
Product: V-type proton ATPase subunit G-like
Exons: 3
Coding region: 126-503 (125 amino acids)
Biological process (GO): proton transmembrane transport
Cellular component (GO): vacuolar proton-transporting V-type ATPase complex
Molecular function (GO): proton-transporting ATPase activity, rotational mechanism
Source: RefSeq, a predicted model, not a curated record
UGUUACCAUUGAAGAAGAAGAAGAGGAAGACUACUGUAUGUCCACUGUGUGCAUUAUCGCCGAUUCGAACGCAAAAAAGGAGCAUUCCGAUUCCCCUUGAACAGCGUCCUGCUAAGACUUGAGCCAUGACGAGUCAGAGCCACGGAGUCCAGCAGCUUCUCGCCGCCGAGAAAAAGGCGUCCGAGAAAGUGACGGAAGCCAGGAAACGUAAGGCAAGGCGGCUGAAGCAGGCGAAGGACGAAGCUCAACUCGAGAUCGACAAAUUCCGAACGGAGAAAGAGAAACAGUUCAAGGAGUAUGAAGCGUCCCACAUGGAUUCUAAAGAGGAUGUGACUGCUCGGAUCGACGCAGAAGCGAAGCUGAAAUUAGCCGAGGUGGACAAAUUGGUUGCGCAACGGAAGAAAGCCACCGUUGAGAAGUUGCUCAACAUCGUCUACGAUGUGGACCCCAAGGUACACCGGAACUUUGUCAUCGCAAAGCCCGAGAACCCGGGAAAACCGUAAACUGUGUGUUCAGUUCACAAUAAAAAUAUAUGUACGUGUAA